ACACCUCGUUCAUUCUGCUGCUCCAUGGGACAGACAUGCACUACGGAGCGCACACGGGCGGCUGAGGUGAAGCUCGCCGAUAUGCACGCCGAUAACCAUGGAAAUGACACCGACCACGUGCUGUAACAUUUAAACUCGUCCGCAUCCGAAGUUGAGUGAAAACAGGAGCUCCGCCGCGCACCGGGGCGACUCGUUCAGGAGCGCAGCUGAGAGUCCGUCUGUGUUUGCAGCCUGCGCUCAGCGGCUGGACGCGCACGCUGGAAAAUGAGGUUGGGAAGCAUUAUUGUACUCGUCGCUCUGUGUUCUUUUACCGCGUAUUACAUUUACGAGCCAAUUCCAGAGGAGAUAGAGGAGAGAUGGAAACUCAUGCUGACCAAUUCUUUCUUCAGAACCGUCAGUCACCUGGCAGACCUUAGUGAAUUCCUGGGGCUAAAGGACUAUAUGGGGGUGAUGUACAUUAUUACCGUGGUAGAAAAGAUUGCACCUGUUUCUGACGAGCAUGUUAAGGUGACAGAAGAAAAGUUUGAUGGAGUGGAGGUGGUGCUGUACCAGCCGAAGCUGCAGGAGGGCAACAACGAUCUCAGGAGAGCUGUCAUAUAUCUGCAUGGUGGAGGAUGGUGUCUGGGCAGCUCCCGAAUGAGUCCUUAUGAUCUCUUGGCCAGGAAAAUGGUCACUGAGCUCGAUGCGGUGGUCCUGUCAGUUGAAUAUCGACUCGCCCCUGCACACCACUUCCCAGUCCCGUAUGAGGACGUGCAUCGUGUGGUCAAACACUUCUUCCAGAAGAGGGUGCUGGCCCAGUACUCUGUGGACCCAGGGCGCGUUGCGGUGUCUGGGGAUAGUGCUGGAGGGAAUCUUGCAGCUGCAGUCUCCCAGCAGUUACAAAAAGAGCCUGGACAGCCGGUGACGUUCAAGGCUCAGGCACUCAUUUAUCCCGUGCUGCAGGCCCUGGACCUCAACACGCCUUCCUAUCAGCAGAAUCAGGACAUGCCCCUCUUGCCCCGCACGCUCAUGGUGCGAUUCUGGAGCGAGUACUUCACUACUGACAAGGCUCUUUUCAGAGCCAUGAUGGCCAACACGCACAACAGUCCCGAAUCCUCCACCUUGCUGAAGUUCGUCAACUGGAGCGCAUUUUUGCCAGAAACUUUUCAUAGUAAAUACAACUACAGCGCCCCCGUUGUGGCGCAUGGUACCAGAGGGGACGCCGGUGGAAUGGGCGAACCAUCUCAAUCUUUCGCUGACCCGAGGGCGUCGCCCUUGCUGGUUCCAGAUGCAGACUUACGUUCUCUACCCAAGGCCUACAUUCUGACAUGUGAGUAUGACGUUCUCAGAGAUGACGGAAUCAUGUAUGCCACACGGCUCCGCGCCGCCGGCGUUGAGGUGACGCACGAACACUACGACACCGGAUUUCACGGAGCAGUCAUGUUCACCGUGUGGCCAACUGACUUCCUGAUUGCACGUCGCAUGACAAACAACUAUGUCAAAUGGCUCAAGGAGAAUCUGUGAAAACUCUUGACUGUGAGAGGUUAUUCCAGUUUUUCACACAAUGCACUGUAUUGCAGUUGUGCGCAAGUUUUGCCCAUGUGGUUUUGAACCGUUUGUGGUGUCCUGAAUUAUGCUUUUUGUGUACAGAAACUAUACAAUCGUCAUCUCUUUUUCCAGUCAUCUAUUUAAUCACAUUUACGAGGGAGAAAAAUGUAUUUUUUGAACGGACGGUUGAAAAGUAUUUUUAUUCUCCGAUCUCGUCAGUUCAAAAUAGUACAUAUGUCAUUAUCAGAGUAUUGUUCUGAUUAAGGAAAGCAGUUCAUUUAAAAAUCAGACCGUGGACAAUCACAGAAGUUGCAAGGACAGAUUUUUAGUGGGAUAGCUUGGCCCAUAUGAUAGUCCUUUUAUUGUUUCUCACCACAGGACCUGCAAUUUGAUCUAAUGUCUAUUAUACCAAUAUUGUUACUAGUAGUUAGUCAUGCAGACCGCUGGAUGCAGAACUAUUCCCUUUGGGAUGUAAGAAAAAAAUAUUUUGAGUUUUAGCAAAGCAGGAAAGGUUUUUUGUGAUAGGUUUUUUGGCCAAAGUUAACAUUUAUCACAGAGUGCAGCUCACUCUGAAACCUAAGAUUGUUUUGAUCUGUUGGAAAACCUUAAUUCACUCAUGUUUUUUGUUCCCAUAUCAAAGAUCGGCAAGUGAUAGUGUGUUAAAAACAACAACACAGAAUUUCACUUGGAAUGAAAUAACCUCUUGAAAAAAAAAUCUGUACAAAUGGCAAACCUGAAGAUAACUUCAAAGUCAUAUUAUUUUUAAUCACUUUAGUCAUCUUCAAAAAGGCAUGCCCUCACCUCAACAUAGCAUGAGACUUCUUUGAUGUCUAACUAAAAAACAAAAGUGAAUUUUGACAGUCAACAUUCCACACAGAAUACUGAUGACAAACAAACUUUCCUCACCAAACCUCAUUUUGAAAUUGAUCUUAGCUAAGUGUGAUGUAGCAAUAUAGCAAAAAAAAAAACGAGGGACAUUUUUUCACGAGGGAAUUUGAUAAAAGUAUGUGAACCCCCUGGAAUAAAUUGAUUUUCUGUAUCAGUUCACCAUAAAAUGUGAAUUGAACUUCAUCAAAGUCACAGUAACAAAAAACAAAAGUAAAACAAUACAAUCUCCUUAAGCUGAUAGCACAAUUAUCAUUUUUUUGUGUUUUUAUUUGAUUUAUCCAUAACACUUUUAUGCCAAGAGGAAAAAGUAAGUGAACCCAUCAGAAAAUUACUUAAACAAAAACUAAUUGAAAUCAGUAGUUUGCACAUUUAUAGACCUUUGGACAAAAUGAGUUUGAAAUGUUACGUGGAGCUACUGUGACGAAAGACACUCGCUUGCUAUUUAUAGGAAGUUUCUUCUGACGUGAACCAUGCCUUACAAAAAGACACAUGAUCAACAGUACUUAAUCUGUGUAAGCCCGAGAAGGGAUACAAAGUCAUCUCAAUUGUGUUUCGACAUCCAUCAGCCCAAAGUUAAACAGAUUGUCUGUAAACAAAUAUAAUUUAGCACUGUUGGCUGCUCUUUGUAGAAGUCCUGGCCUCCAGCCAAGAUGACUACAAAGGCACAAUACAAAGUCCUCACUGAAGUAAAGCAGAACACAGGAGUUACAGCCAGGGGUCAAAGGGUCAAAGGGUCAAAGUGACGCUACCAAAUGCAAGUCAUUGAACAGGCAGGGUAUUCCUGACAGAACAUUAUGAGGAAGCUGUUAAAAAAAACAACCAACAAGCAUUUAGCUUAAUAUCUAAAGGCACCUGAAAUGCUACUUGGGGGAAUGUUUAGGGGACUGAUAAAACAAAAGGUCUAUUUUUCUGGGAGAACUCUGUACAGUAUGUUUGGUGUAAGAAAGGUGCUGCUUACCAGCAUAAAAACGUGUUAUGGUGGAAGAAGCACAAUAAUUUGGAAUUGCUUUACUGCCUUAAGACCUGGACCACGUGCCAUCAUGGGGGGACAAUGUGAAUCCCCACAUCUAUCAAAAUAUCUGUCAGGAUUGUAUCAGCGUGUUGGUCAAUAUUAUGAAGUUUGGCAGAAGUUCAUGCAGCAGGACAAUGAUCCUAAGCAAAACCACCAUGGAACAGGUUCAGAAAAAGAAAACCCACCUUUUUGAGAGGUCCAGCCCAGACCUUAGACUCAUGACAUGCUAUGAAAUGACCUCAAGAAACUCCUUUCCACUAGAUACCCUAGAAAUGUAUCUGAGCAUAACAGGUGUGUAAAGGAAUGGUCAAAGAUUCCUGUUCAAUAUAGCGCAGAUUAGAUCCAGAGCCGCCAAAAUUGCGGCUAUUGGCUAUGGCUAUUUAAUAAUAAUAAUGCAUUUUAUUUAUAAGCGCCUCUCAUGGAACCCAAGGACACUACAACAAAGAGAUACAACAACAAUAGAUACAAUCAGCAUAUGGUAAAAACAUGAAGAACAGUGUAGUUUGACUUAAAGUGAGUAGGCAAUCCUAAACAGGUGAGUCUUGAGUCUGGAUUUGAAGAUGGGAAGAGAGGCAAUAUUUCGGACGUCAGGUGGUAAGGAGUUCCAGAGUUUGGGCUUUUCAGCCCAUGGUGCUGAAGCGGAUGGAGGGGGCAGUGAGAAGGAGAGGAUCUGAGGGAGCUGGCUGGAGUGGCAAUCUGGAGGAGGUCAGACAGAUAAGGCAAAAUAUCGAGAUAUAUAUCGUGUAUCGUGACAUGGCCUAAAAAUAUCGAGAUAUUAAUAAAAGGCCAUAUCGCCCAGCCCUAGAUGAGGGUGAUGUGAUUUAAUGAUGGGGUUCUUGUCAUGAUCCAGGCAGCAGUUAUGGACCAGUUGGAGCUUGUGGAGAGACAAUGAAAAUGGAUAUUGUAUUUGUGAAACACACUGCUGAAGGGGAGGAGAUAGGUGAUGGAGAAAAGGGGCAACUGGACAGAGCCCCACACCUGUAGUGACUGGGGGGAGUUCAGAUCUAAAAGAUUUAAGCUGUAUGAAUUGUUUAAACUAUUUAUGAGGGUUCACUUAUUUUUUUUCUUCCAGCACUGUGAAUAUUUAAUGUUUGCCUUCAAUAAAGACACAAACAAUGAAGAUGGUUUUAGUGUUAUCAGCUCAGUGCAUUGUUUAUUAUUGUGACACAGAUGAAGACACAGAUGAAUUCCUUGGGAUUCCAGGAAUAUACGCUGUAUAUCAUAAAUGAGUUUACCUUUGUCAAGUAAAUGCUAAUAAGUUAAUUCUUCAUUGAAUGUAGACUUGCCUUUGAGACACUCAUGUACAGAUAUGCAAGGAUACAAAAGCUAAUAUCAAGCUAAGACCAAGUGCCGGUUUUACAGUGGAAUUUGUUUUAGUAUGUGAGUUUAUAGAGGUGGUGAUUUUACUGCAUGAGUGUAUUUUGGGCAAUAAUUUGUUUGAUUGAGUAAGCUUUAAGUCUCUGACCUGAACUUUAACAGCACUCAGAUCAAAUUAUGUAUUUUUCUCCUCAGGCCCAUAAUCAAAAUGGAUGGCUUUAACCCUUUUACAUGUGACUAUGAUUUUCCCCUGAUUUUUGUGUGUAACAUCAUUCUGUGACUUUGCACAUUUGAAAGGUAUCUUCAAGAAAACUGCUUAUAAAGCUUUAAACCUGUUGUAGUUAAUUAUUAGACAGCUUCAAAUGUCAGAUGUUAUGCAUACUGUGAUCCGUAUGUCAUUUAGAAGGCUUUUUGUUAACUACAUGCUUAUUUUUACUAAAAGAUGAUGGUAUAAUUUGAAGAAUAAAACGUUUCUCUCAAGCUUUACAGAGAAAUCUGCUCUUUAGCCUAAACACUUCUACAUUCUCAAUUGUAUAUAUGACUUUGUAUUUGUUUAAUGUGUUUCCUGUUAAUGUUGCACCAUUUUUAAUUUUAAUGCUACUGUAUCUGACAAUAAAAUGACUUUAUCUUU
Molecule: messenger RNA, 5375 nt
Organism: Cololabis saira (Pacific saury)
Lineage: Eukaryota; Metazoa; Chordata; Actinopteri; Beloniformes; Belonidae
Gene: aadac
Product: arylacetamide deacetylase
Exons: 5
Coding region: 265-1503 (412 amino acids)
Cellular component (GO): membrane
Molecular function (GO): carboxylic ester hydrolase activity
Source: RefSeq, a predicted model, not a curated record